AUGCUGUUAUGGUGGUUGUUGACAGUGUUCUUGAUCUGCAUCCAUGGAUUCCGAGCACAACAGACGUAUGUAAACAACAGACAACUCGCCUGCGAGCAAAACUUUACGGAGGCCCUCGGCUACACCUGCAACUCCAGUCCGGGCUGUCAAUCUUACCUCACUUUCCGGUCACAACCACCCAUCUACAACACCCCUUCCUCCAUUGCCGCUCUCCUUCGCGCCAACCCUAAUGAGAUCGCCGCUAUCAAUAACUUCAAUUCCACUUCCGAUACCAUCCCCGCCAACACACUCGUCAUCGUCCCUAUCCGUAACUGUUCUUGCUCCGGCGGAUUCUACCAGCACAACGCCAGCUAUGUACUUCAAAGCACCAACGAGACUUACUUCAGUCUGGCUAAUAAUACCUACGAGGGUCUCACCACUUGCCAAGCUAUGAUCUCCCAGAAUACCUACAACUACCGGAAUCUGCUAGUCGGUGAUAAUAUCACGAUUCCUCUCCGAUGCGCUUGUCCCACGACCAGCCAGAGGGCUGCCGGAUUUAGGUAUUUGCUCACUUACCUGAUUACAUGGGGCGAUACUUAUACGUCUAUGGCGGACACUUUCGGAGUUGCUGAUAUUCAGAGCAUUUUAGACGCAAACGAGCUCUCGCCUACUCAUAUCGUCUUCCCGUUUACGCCGAUUUUAAUUCCUCUGACAACACCACCCACCGGAAUCAACAACUCUGCAACUCCAGCAACACCGCCUGCUCCACCGGUAAUCCCAGUAGCGCCUAGCCCCGGCGGUGGCUCCUCCAGCAAGUUGGUUUUCGUUGGCGUUGGAAUCGGUGUUGGUUUGCUUCUAAUCGUUUGCCUUUCUGGAUUUCUCGUUUGGUUCUUUAGGAGGAGGAAGAUUCAAAACCAGCAUAGUCUCCCUCCACCCAAACACUUUCCUCCUAAAGUGAUGAUCCCGUCGGAGAGCAAAUCAUGGUCCGUUUCAUCAGAAGGAAUUCGAUUCGCGAUUGAAUCAUUAACAGUUUACAAAUAUGAGGAACUACAAAAGGCUACCGGAGAUUUCAGGGAAGAAAACAGAGUGAACGGAUCUGUUUACAGAGGGAUCUUCAAUGGAGAUUUUGCAGCAGUGAAGAUCAUGAAAGGUGAUGUCUCCGGUGAGAUCAAUAUCCUAAAACAAAUCAAUCAUUCAAACACAAUCAGACUCUCUGGCUUCUGCUUACAUCAAGGCAACACAUACCUCGUUUAUGAAUUCGCUGAAAACGGUUCACUCAGUGACUGGCUUCACUCCACGAAAAACACGAAGAACACAAAGAACGGAAACGAUUCGGUUUUGGGAUGGAAACAUAGAGUUCAAAUCGCACACGAUAUAGCAGAUGCAUUGAAUUACCUUCACAACUUCAUCACUCCACCAUACAUUCACAAAAACUUGAAAUGCAGCAACGUGUUACUAGACAGCAACAUGAGAGCAAAGAUUACAAAUUUUGGUCUUGCAAGAAGUGUAGAUGACAAUGAAGAUGGAGAACUUCAAUUGACAAGACACGUGGUUGGAACAUACGGUUACAUGCCUCCAGAAUACAUUGAAAACGGUUUGAUCACUCCUAAAAUGGACGUGUUUGCUUUGGGAGUUUUGAUUUCAGAGCUCUUGUCCGGAAAAGAAGCCACCACUACCACCAGAGCACCUGAGAAGGAAGAAGACAAGGAUGCGGUGGUUGUAAAGCAGGCACAGCUGUCGGAGAUGAUAAAGGAGGUGGUUGGAGGUGAAAAUGUGAGGGAAAAACUGGUGGCAUUUAUGGAUGAUGAUUUGAAGGGUGAGUAUCCAUUGGAGUUGGCGUAUUCCAUGGCGGAGGUUGCUAGCAAAUGUGUGGCGGCUGAUUUAAACGACCGCCCAUAUGUGGCGGAGGUGUUUGUGGUUCUGUCAAAGAUCUUGUCGUCUUCUGAAGAUUGGGACCCAUCUGAUGAACUUGAACACUCGAGAUCCCUCAGCCUUGGCAGAUAA
This is a messenger RNA of Lactuca saligna, 1983 nucleotides long. The record is from the annotation of a GenBank genome assembly. Lineage: Eukaryota; Viridiplantae; Streptophyta; Magnoliopsida; Asterales; Asteraceae.